Megalopta genalis is the source of this 1107-nucleotide messenger RNA. It is a transcript of the gene mRpL19, whose product is annotated as mitochondrial ribosomal protein L19. Gene Ontology annotation, cellular component: mitochondrial large ribosomal subunit; ribosome. The record is from RefSeq and is a predicted model, not a curated record. Gene Ontology annotation, molecular function: structural constituent of ribosome. NCBI's taxonomy places the organism in Eukaryota, Metazoa, Arthropoda, Insecta, Hymenoptera, Halictidae. Gene Ontology annotation, biological process: translation.
AUAUUACCAACGUAGCAGUCCAAAAUUACUGAAUUAGGAAACGUGAACAUCAAAGAUGUCGACGCGAGUUUCGUUUCUAGUAUAAUAAUCUUUGCCCAAAGUAUUAUAACCUAUAAACCGGAGAAAUAAUAAACACAUCUUUAAAACAUGGUUAUUCUGACUAGAUUUCUAUCUUAUAAAAUAUGGCAAAAUGUAUAUCGUUUACAGUUGUUAAAUCAAGAAAGAAGAGCGUUUUCAUCUAUCUCGCAAACAUUAGACCAAGAAAAAGAACCUGAAAACAAUUUUCAAAAGAAGAACGACAAAAAUCCAUCUGAUACAACAUAUGAAAAUCAUAGAUUUGUUUAUCCAGAAUUCUUACCUGACCCAAACUUACUAUACCGUAAUAAUGUGAGAGAAAAAUUAGAACGUCUUGAUAUGCUGGCUAGAAGAUCUGUCAUCAGUAUUCCUGAAUUUUAUGUUGGCUCUAUAUUAGCUGUAACAUAUUCUGAUCCACAUGCAAAUGGAAAAGUAAACAGAUUUGUUGGCAUAUGCAUAAUGCGAGAAGGUUGUGGAUUAAGAGCUACAUUUCUCUUGAGAAAUGUUGUGGAUGGUGAACCUAUAGAAGUACUGUAUGGAUUAUAUGAUCCAGCUAUCCAGAAAAUUGAUUGUUUAAGAUUGGAGAAAAGAUUGGAUAAUAAACUACUUUACCUUAGAGACGCACCAGAAGAAUAUAGUACAUUUCCAUUUAAUAUGGAACAUGAACUGUUAUCUCAAGGAGCAGCAGUUCCAGUUAAUGAAAUUAAAAUUCCUCUUAAAGAUAAGAAAUGGUUAGAGAAAUGGGAACGACAAGAUUUGAAAGGUGUGGUAGACUUAAUGCCAUAUGUUAAUGAUAAACGUAGAAGGAAAGCACGAGCUGCUGCUAAACCAUGGGAGAAAUUUGAUUUAAUGAAAAUUUACAGAGCGACCAUUCCACAAGAAGAGCAAGAAGAAAUAUUUUCUGAAUUACAGAUUGAACUCGGUCAAUUAGAGGUAAAAAAGAAUAUAUUGAAACGUAAGCGUACAUUUUCAAGACCAAAGAAGAGUGUAUAAUUCUGUUUAUAUUGUUAAUAAAAGUUUAAUCGUGUAGCA